AUGGCAUGUACAACUAAUAGCACUCAAAUUGUAUGGAAGAAAAAGAUCCCCUUGAAAGGAAGAAAAGCAACCAUUUCACUAGGACAGAAGAGAAAAUUUGAAGAGAAGAACUUUUUUGAGUGGUUUGAAGAUAAUGAAGACUUUUUGGGCGAAGUUUUGGCAGAAACAUUCAGAACCGAGAUUUGGCAGAACCCUGUUCCUUAUUUCAAAACAGGGUUGAUGAUUCAAGAAAUAGAAGAAGACAUUACUAGCGAUGAAGGGUGUGAUGUUCACGAUGGAGAUAGCACUGAUGAUUAUGAUUACGUCGAUGAUGAUGUCCUGAGAGAACUUAUGAAGGAGGUUGCCGAUUCUGACAACAGCAGUGACGAUGAAAAUUUGUUUGAUUUUUAG
Messenger RNA from Homalodisca vitripennis (glassy-winged sharpshooter), 390 nucleotides. Its product is annotated as protein SET-like. The record is from RefSeq and is a predicted model, not a curated record. Bases 1 to 390 code for a protein of 129 amino acids. The transcript has a single exon. NCBI's taxonomy places the organism in Eukaryota, Metazoa, Arthropoda, Insecta, Hemiptera, Cicadellidae.